Molecule: messenger RNA, 1457 nt
Organism: Eurytemora carolleeae
Lineage: Eukaryota; Metazoa; Arthropoda; Copepoda; Calanoida; Temoridae
Gene: Prps
Product: ribose-phosphate pyrophosphokinase 2
Exons: 8
Coding region: 3-962 (319 amino acids)
Biological process (GO): 5-phosphoribose 1-diphosphate biosynthetic process; purine nucleotide biosynthetic process; ribonucleoside monophosphate biosynthetic process
Cellular component (GO): ribose phosphate diphosphokinase complex; cytoplasm
Molecular function (GO): magnesium ion binding; ribose phosphate diphosphokinase activity
Source: RefSeq, a predicted model, not a curated record
GAAUGCCCAAUAUCAAGAUAUUUUCUGGAUCUUCCCAUCCUGACCUUGGUCAAAAGAUCUGCGACAGGCUCGGUAUUUCCCAUGCUAAUGUCGUUGCAAAGAAGUUUGCUAACGGGGAAACAAAUGUUGAGAUUGGAGAGUCUGUUCGUGGAGAGGACGUGUACAUUGUACAGUCUGGGUGCGGAGAAGUGAAUGACAACCUGAUGGAGCUCCUUAUCAUGAUCAAUGCUUGUAAGAUUGCGUCUGCGGAGAGGAUCACGGCAGUAAUCCCUGUCUAUCCUUACUCCAGACAAGAUAAGAAAGACAAGUCUCGAGCUCCUAUAUCUGCUAAACUAGUUGCAAACAUGUUGAGUGUUGCCGGAGCUGAUCAUAUCAUUACAAUGGAUCUUCAUGCCUCACAAAUACAGGGUUUCUUUGAUAUCCCUGUAGACAACCUGUACGCUGAGCCUGCUGUGGUAAAGUGGAUCAGAGAGAAUAUCCCAACCUACAAGGAGGAGGCUAUUGUUGUCUCCCCCGACGCAGGAGGAGCCAAGAGAGUAACUUCAAUUGCUGAUCGACUCAAUAUUGACUUUGCCCUUAUCCACAAGGAAAGAAAGCGAGCUAACGAGGUUGCAAGCAUGGUUCUGGUCGGAGAUGCUAAGGGUAAGAUUGCAGUUCUUAUUGAUGAUAUGGCAGAUACUUGUGGAACUAUUGUUCAGGCAGCUCAGAAACUAGUUGAUGAUGGUGCGAAGAAGAUCUACGCUAUUCUCACUCACGGGAUAUUCUCGGGAGAAGCGAUUGACAGGAUCAACUCCAGUCACUUCGAGGCCAUCGUGGUGACCAACACCAUCCCACAGGAGCGGAACAUGAUGCUCUGCGACAAAAUCCAGGUGAUCGACGUGAGUAUGAUGUUUGCAGAAGCUGUCAGGAGAACACACAACGGAGAGAGUGUCAGUUAUCUAUUUGAGAAUGUUCCUUACUAAUCCCUUGAUCCAACACCUCGGAUACUUCCUGAUCAUUCUAUCCAACACCUCGGAUACUUCCUGAUACCUCUAUCCAACACCUAGGAUACUUCCUGAUCAUUCUAUCCAACACCUCGGAUACUUCCUGAUCAUUCUAUCCUACACCUAGGAUACUUCCUGAUCAUUCUAUCCCACACCUCGGAUAUUUCCUGAUCAUUCUAUCCAACACCUCGGAUACUUCCUGAUCAUUCUAUCCAACACCUGGAAUACUUCCUAAUCAUUCUAUCCAACACCUCGGAUACUUCCUGUUUUCUAUCUAACACCUGGGAUACUUCCUAAUCAUUCUAUAUAACACCUUGGAUACUUCCUGUUUUCUAUCUUACACCUCGGAUACUUCCUGAUCAUUAUAUCCAACACCUCGGAUACUUCAUGUUUUCUAUCCAACACUUUAGAUACUUCCUAAUCCCUCUAUCCAACACUUUAGAUACUUCCUAAUCCCUCUAUCCAACACUUUAG